Messenger RNA from Lactuca virosa, 1071 nucleotides. The record is from the annotation of a GenBank genome assembly. NCBI's taxonomy places the organism in Eukaryota, Viridiplantae, Streptophyta, Magnoliopsida, Asterales, Asteraceae.
AUGUAUCUACAAGAGAGCUUAAUCGUCGAAAAGGACGGCGAAUGGUUACAUGAGCUAGCUUUGCGUAACACAGCCAUGAAAUCGUUAAACUUCUACAUGACAAAUCUGGUUAAGUUCGAUUUCAAAGAUCUAGAACUCAUCGCAAAAAACUGCAGCGAAUCGUUACUAUCAGUGAAAAUCAGCGAAUGCGACCUCACAAACCUUUCCGAUUUCUUCAACCACGCAGUGAAAUUACAAGAAUUCGGCGGUGGCGCUUUCAGCGAUCAACCUGAAAACUACGCCGGACUGAAAUUCCCUCCUCUUUUAACUUCCAUGGCGUUGAAUUACAUGAGCCAACCCGAAAUCCCAGUAAUCAUCCCAUUCGCUUCCCGAUUAACAAAACUUGAUCUUCUUUACGCUCUAUUGACAAUUGUAGACUAUCGAGGCUAUGAAGUGGCAGUUCAGAACUUUUUGAGAGUUUUAACAGGUCGCCAUGAAAAUGCUAUUCCAAGAUCCAAACGUCUUUUGAGUGGUGAAGGAAGCCAUAUACUGCUAUACAUGACAGGACAUGGAGGAGAUGAGUUUCUGAAAUUUCAAGACUCUGAUGAACUUGAGAGUCAUGAUUUGGCUGAUGCAAUCAAACAGAUGAAAGAACAGCGUAGGUUCAAGGAACUGUUGAUUAUGGUAGAUAUAUGUCAAGCUGCUACCCUCUUUUCCCAUCUCCAUUCACCUGGUGUUUUAGCUAUUGGGAGUAGCAUGAAAGGGGAAAACUCAUAUUCACAUCACUUAGAUUCUGAUGUUGGUGUCUCUGUUGUGGAUCGAUUCAAAUUUUAUACGUUAGCUUUCUUUGAGAGGCUCAAUAUGUAUGACAAUGCAUCAUUAAUCACUCUGUUUGGCUCAUUUAAUCCAAAUUUACUGUUGUCAACUGCAUAUUAUCGAACAGAUUUAUACCAACAAGAAUUGGAGAAGCAUGUUAGCGGCUUAUUAUUCUUGAAGCUGAUUGUAUGGAACUACAGAUUAUGGUGCUCUCAUUUAUCACUGUGGAUUUCACAAGGAAUCCUUAAAAUACCUACACUUAUAUCAGGAUUCACA